Molecule: messenger RNA, 1764 nt
Organism: Vicia villosa (hairy vetch)
Lineage: Eukaryota; Viridiplantae; Streptophyta; Magnoliopsida; Fabales; Fabaceae
Exons: 2
Coding region: 1-1764 (587 amino acids)
Source: RefSeq, a predicted model, not a curated record
AUGGCAAACAUACCUGUUGGUUCUUCUUGCUACUUAUUAAGGUUGAACUGCUCAGAUUCUUUUCACAAGCGUGACACAAGUUCUGUCUCAAGGAGUUUCAGUAUGUCUCAGCAAUCGUGUGAUGCAUUUCCCGUAUCUGACUCAGCAACACCGGAAGAGCCCUCUAACCCUAAUAGGAUUCUGAAGGUUGUACCUUUAAGGACGAUUACCAGUGACGAAGUAAAGGCCACAAAGUCUAAAACGGCACAUGCAAAACGACACAAGGAGGGUAUUCGUAACAAGGGCACCAAACCUUCUUCAUCUAAUACCAUAGAGGAACUUACUAAAGAAGGAACCAGAUAUGUCGAUAAAGCAAUUACCAGGAUUGUUACACACAUUCUGAAGGAAAAUCAUCAAGUGCCUGGGAUAUUUGUCCCUCUUCAAACCAUAAUGCCUGAUCCCAUCAAGAACACUAGUAAGGCUGAAGUUGCUCACACUUCUGGUUGUGACCCAGCAGAAGAGGAGAUCAACAAGGAUGGACAAGGAAUUGCUGAGAAUACCAAUGUUACUGAGGACGUCAAUGACAUCGAAGAUAAUGAGCACACUAAGGUCAAUACUGAAACAGGUACCAAUGUGGUAGACUUAGAUGAGUAUUCUGACAACGAGUUGCCUGCCUCCCUAAAUCCAAGUGUAGCCAACAGGAUAAUGACUAGAAGAAAAGGCAAAGUUGUUUCCCAAAGGUCCCCUAAAAAAAGUGCACAAGUGAAAAGCCCUGUCAAAGACUUCGUCAAGAAGAAGAGUACUUCUGCUGGUCCUAUCAAGAGCAAAGUUGUGGCAAAGAUGGAUGUUCCUGACAUUCCAUCAAGGAAGAAGCCUACAACCAGCAAGCUUGCUGCAAGUAUUCAUGAAGUUCCUAUUGAUAAUGUGUCAUUCCGCUAUGCCUCUAGUGCCAGUAGGUGGAAAUAUGUGCUCCAAAAGAGACUGGAUAUUGAAAGGGAAUUGACUCCAAAUGCUCUUGAGAACAAGGAAGUCUUAGCGCUAAUUCAGGAAGCUAGACUAUUGAAGACUGUUUGCAAUCUUCCCAAGUGUUAUGAGAAGCUGGUCAAAGAAUUUGUGGUGAACCUAUCUGAAGAUUGUGGAAACAACAGGAGUGUGGACUUUAGAAAGGUGUUUGUGAGAGACAACAAAGCUUGUCAAGUGAUCACAACCAAGCAGGUAAAUAGCUGGCCCCUAAAAGAGAAACUAACUGCAAGUAAACUGAGCAUCAAGUAUGCAAUGCUUCACAAGAUAGGAGCAGCUAAUUGGGUACCAACGAAUCACAAGUCCACUAUUUCAACUGUUCUUGGCAGAUUUCUGUAUGUUGUAGGAGCAAAGGCAAAGUUUGACUAUGGAACAUAUAUUUUCGAUCAAACUAUGAAGCAUGCUGGAACCUUCGGUGUUAAGGGUACAAUUGCCUUUCCAUCCCUCCUGUGUGGCAUAAUUCUGACUCAGUAUCCCAACAUUCUCAAUGAGCAUGAUGUAGUAUGCAAAAGAGAAAGCCCAUUGGCUUUCCACUAUAAAUUGUUUCAGGAUACGCAUGUUCCAGACAUUGUCAUGACAUCGGCUGAAACAUCCACGUCUAGAGCAUCAGCCAGCAAAGCAGAAGUCAUAGCAAUGUUAAAAGAGACCUGCAAAGAGCUGGAAGCUAGGAAGAUAUCCCUUGAAAAGAUGAUAAGCACUCUGGAAAUGGAUGAGAAUAAGGAAUUUUCAGAUGCUGUAAAGAUGGAAGAUGAAGAUGAAGGAUAG